Molecule: messenger RNA, 1177 nt
Organism: Ochlerotatus camptorhynchus
Lineage: Eukaryota; Metazoa; Arthropoda; Insecta; Diptera; Culicidae
Product: L-xylulose reductase
Exons: 3
Coding region: 67-795 (242 amino acids)
Biological process (GO): xylulose metabolic process; glucose metabolic process
Molecular function (GO): carbonyl reductase (NADPH) activity; L-xylulose reductase (NADPH) activity
Source: RefSeq, a predicted model, not a curated record
GCAAGCUGAGAACAUUGCAAUCAAAAUUCAUUCAUUUCGCUACUUUGCUGAAUAUAUCACUACAAAAUGGAGCUGUGUAUUAAAGACAAAAAAAUCGUGGUUACCGGAGCAGGACAAGGAAUCGGCAAUGAACUGUGCAAAACUCUGGACAAGAUAGGUGCAAAGGUGAUAGCAGUAUCGCGAUCGCCCGGUCCACUGGCGGCGCUGAAAAAGGAAUGUCCGUCCAUCGAGAUCGUGCAGGUGGACUUGAGUGAUUGGGUUGCUACCAGAACUGCCCUGGAGAAGAUCGAUAGAGUAGAUGGGCUUGUAAAUAACGCUGGAAUUGCCAUCAUCAAGUCCUAUGAUGAGCUUACUGAGAAGGACUUUGAUGAUACGUUCAACAUCAACAUCAAGGCAGCGUUCAACGUGUGUCAAAUUUUGAUCCCCAAGAUGGGUCCCGGAUCUAGCAUCGUCAAUGUGUCCUCGUUGGCGGGAUUGAAGUCGUUUCAAGGUCACUGCGUCUAUUCAAUGACCAAAGCUGCGCUGGAUUCCAUGACCAAGAGUUUGGCGCUCGAGCUGGGACCGAGGAAAAUCCGUGUCAACAGUGUCAAUCCUACGGUUAUUCUCACUCGGAUGGGACGUGAAAAUUGGAGCGAUCCGGUCAAAGCCGGUCCACUGAUUGCGAAAAUCCCCUCAGGUCGUUUCGGCGAAGUCAACGAGGUAGUCGAACCGAUUGUGUAUCUACUGAGCGACAAGUCGGUCUACAUCAAUGGGCAUUGUAUGCCCUUGGAGGGUGGCUAUUUGGCUGGAAAUUGAGGUGUGAUGAGUGAAAUCGAAAACAACUUUUUUUCAUUGUUUGUUCAAUAAAUCCGUUUAUUAUAUGCUCCAUUUCUUCAUUUAACUCUUUUACAAAUAAGAUGCUUAUACGAGACGAAAAACACAGAAUUGCGCUUAAAAGUAUACGAUAAUGAUGGAACUAAACUCGAGCAUUCCUGCCGUAAGAAUACCUAUACGGUUUUACAUGUGAUGACUGGCGGCACAGUAUAGUGAGUCUUUCGGUCUAAUAUUGUUAAAUUUGCAUGCUGUGAUUGAUUUGCAUAAAUUUUAAGUACACCUGGAUGCGGAUUCGGUAGGGUAAAAUUGCAGUUGAUGGUAAAAUAUGAAAUCUUCAAUGCUAUUAUUGAUCUAUAUAAUGUGA